Molecule: messenger RNA, 1427 nt
Organism: Cervus elaphus (red deer)
Lineage: Eukaryota; Metazoa; Chordata; Mammalia; Artiodactyla; Cervidae
Gene: TBX10
Product: T-box transcription factor 10
Exons: 8
Coding region: 101-1249 (382 amino acids)
Biological process (GO): regulation of transcription by RNA polymerase II; cell fate specification; positive regulation of DNA-templated transcription
Cellular component (GO): nucleus
Molecular function (GO): DNA-binding transcription factor activity, RNA polymerase II-specific; RNA polymerase II cis-regulatory region sequence-specific DNA binding
Source: RefSeq, a predicted model, not a curated record
UGCCAAUGGACCGGGAGACCGGGAGAGGCUGACCACCAGUGACAGGCAGGGACCCCAGCUGAACCACCGUCUCCAGGAACCGGAAGUCUGGGCUGUCCCCAUGGCAGCCUUCCUCUCUGCUAGCCUUGGGGUAUUUGCCCCCUCAGAGACCUACACACUGCCCGUGACCAGCUCCAGCUGGGAGCCCCAGCCAGACUCCAUGAUACCAUCAGGCCCUUCCACUGGUUCCACAGGGGCCCCAGCAGUGGCCGAGGCCACCGAGCAGGGCCCCAAGAACCCCCGCGUGUCCAGCGUGACGGUUCAGCUAGAGAUGAAGGCUCUGUGGGAAGAGUUCAACCAGCUGGGCACAGAGAUGAUCGUCACCAAGGCGGGCAGGAGGAUGUUCCCCACCUUCCAGGUGAAGAUCCUGGGCAUGGACACGCUGGCUGACUACGCCCUGCUCAUGGAUUUCGUGCCUUUGGAUGACAAGAGAUACAGGUACGCCUUCCACAGCUCUGCCUGGCUGGUGGCGGGCAAGGCGGACCCGGCCACACCCGGCCGUGUGCACUUCCACCCUGACUCGCCGGCCAAGGGCGCGCAGUGGAUGCGUCAGAUCGUGUCCUUCGACAAGCUCAAGCUGACCAACAACCUGCUGGAUGACAAUGGCCAUAUCAUCCUCAAUUCCAUGCACCGCUACCAGCCGCGCUUCCACGUGGUUUUUGUGGACCCACGCAAAGACAGCGAGCGCUAUGCCCAGGAGAACUUCAAGUCCUUCGUCUUCGCGGAGACCCAGUUCAUGGCCGUCACAGCGUAUCAGAACCACCGGAUCACCCAGCUGAAAAUUGCCAGCAACCCAUUUGCCAAGGGCUUUCGGGAGAGUGACCCAGACUCCUGGCCUAUAUCUCCACGGCCCCUGCUCAGCGUCCCAACCCGGAGUCGCAGCAGCCUCAGCCCCUGUCUGCUGAAAGGCUCCGAUGAGCACGAGAAAGACCCCAACAAAGCCUUCACCUCCAGGACCCCCGCCAGGCUCCACCAUCAGCUGCUGGCCCCCACUGAGGCUCUGCUGGCCCCAGCCACCUACCCGCCCCUCACCUACCAGGGCCUGUACCCUGGAGCCUCAAGCCCCGUCCGACCAAGGGCCCGACCGACACCAUACCCCCUCCCCAAUAUCCAGGCCGAUAGGGGCCAGGGGGGCCUGCCCCUCCCAGCGGGGCUGGGGCUCCUCUCCCCCACUGCAAUGUGCCUGGGGCCUGGCCAGGACCCGCAGUGACAGUGGGGACCGUGUGGACAGAGUCCUCUCAUCCUGGAGCCCACUCUCUUCAGCCUUACCUCUGCAGAGACCACCACCCCUCCCUUGACCAGGAGAACAGAGCAGGUGGAAGCCCAGAGAGGAAAGCGACCUGCCCAGAGUUACCAGACUGGGAUGGUGCCAGGCUUGGAACUGGACC